AUGCCCGUUUCCUCAUCUUCCUUCAAGCUGUACCAUCACCAUCACCAUCACCAGGAGCAAGCAGGCAAGAUGAGGACUCUGUUAGUGUUGAUCAUCUUCCUGCAUGUUGCGGCUUUGUCACGGGCGGUGGUUGGAGCGAACCCCGGGUCGCAGCGUAAAUGCCCCGAGUCGUGUUCAUGCCAAUUCGGUGAUAUCAAAUCCAUUGAAUGUACCCGUGGAAAUGACAUGACAACAUUCUCCACCGAUGGAUUGGAUAAUACUACCGUUCACGAAUUCAUGAGUCUGACAAUCCGCGGUCAGCAAAACUUUACCGAGCUAAGAGGCGAGUUCUUAAAAGGCUUGAUCGGGCUGAAAACAUUUGAACUUUCCCGCAGCGGUCUGCGUAACAUAUCCGAAGAUGCCUUCCAUGAAAUUUCAAACCUUGCCAACAUAGACUUAAGUAACAACAAGCUACAGAUUUUGUCCUGGAGACCUUUUGCGAGUAUCAACAGAUCAUCUAUAAGAGAGUUAGAUGUAACCAACAACCCACUGCUCUGUGUGUGCUCUAACACGUGGAUGAUUCCAAUCAUAAAGCGAGGAGAUCCAAUCUUGUCUGGAAACCCGAUGUGUUACGAUGAAACUAUUGGUGCCGAGAUACCGCUGCUCAGCAUGGUCACACGAAACGACUCUUGCAACUUAGUCUUCAUUGAGGUAAUCCCUCUAAAGCUUGUAUUCAACAACUCUGGUUCCUUCGAGGCAACGUGCCGGGCAGUGGGCAACCCCACGCCAAAGAUCACAUGGGAUACCCGGCAAUUGCAGCAGAAUGGCAGGUCGUUUACGCUUCGAGACGACCCGGACGGCGGCACCAUGAUACAUGUUGAUAACGCAACGGGGCGGGACACGGGACAGCUGUACUGUCACGCGUCGAAUGAUGCCGAUAUCUUGUCAGCUAGUCUCGACCUCGUGGUGCAAGUGAAACCACGCAUCAUUUCUCUGGAGAAAAAGAAACUUUUCCACUGGUGUCUGUCCUUUGAAUUGAUGGCGGUUCCCAAACCAAAGCUGACCUUCCUUAAAGAUGGCAAGUUCUUCCUCUCGGAUGAUGAGCCUCAGGGUUCCAGAGACUUCUUUCAGAUAGCUGCUUACACACCGGCGGGGGCGCCCAGUCAUCACUUAGAGGGUUGUUUGUACUUCACGACAGUCUCCCAUCUCGACAAUGCCAACUACACAAUGGUGGCCACUAACUUACUAGGAACCGAUGAAAAGACGGCAGAACUGGAAUUUAUUGUUCACCCCGGGGAUAUUUUACCCAAGCCUCCAACCAAACCGAAAACUAGCGGCGUUCCAACAGAUGAGGGCGUAGAUAUUAAAACAUUCGCACCACUCCAGAUUGAGAAAAAUGCCGCCAUGCAAAAAGUGACCAUUGUGCUUGUAGUCAUAAUAGUCAUGAUUUUGCUGGCCGGUGGUGUCGGGUACAAGUUCCGGAAGAGUCGGCAUUUAUACCGGGGUAUCAACCAAGACGGCACGGCGGCUCCGUUCAGUGUGAUGAGCUUCAUGGAGAACGGACGGGGAGAUAAGAAGGAGAUGGUUAGCAUGAUACAGAACCCUAACUACCUCCCAAGGAAUGGUACAGCGAUUCAUCACAUAAGCCGCGACCAGAUGCGAUUUGUUGGAGAGCUUGGUGAAGGAGCGUUUGGUGUUGUAUGCUUGGGAAUAUGCGAGAACCUGACUGGAGAGGGCGACACUACAAUGGUGGCGGUUAAGACCCUGAAGGACGCCUCCAUCGGCGACGCCCGGAAAGACUUCGAGAGAGAAGCAGAACUCCUGUCCAAUUUGCAGCAUUCGAACAUCGUGACAUUCUACGGUGUGUGUAUGGAGAAGGAGCCAUUCCUGAUGGUGUUUGAGUACAUGGAGAAUGGCGACUUGAAUAACUUUCUACGGUGCCGAGGGCCAGAUGCUGAGUGUCUGGGCCUGAGCAAGAACCCCCCAUUACUUCCACUGACGGUGAACGAGCUCUUGUACGUCUCUAAGCAGAUAGCAUCCGGUAUGAUGUACAUGGCAUCGCAACACUUCGUCCACCGUGACAUGGCCACGAGGAAUUGCCUGGUUGGUGAUAAGCUGGUCGUAAAGAUCGCAGACUUCGGUAUGUCUAGAGAUGUGUACAGCACUGACUACUACAGGGUUGGGAGCCACACAAUGCUGCCAGUACGUUGGAUGCCGCCAGAAAGCAUCAUCUACCGAACAUACUCAAUAGAAAGCGAUGUAUGGAGUUAUGGAGUGGUGCUGUGGGAGAUCUUCGAGUAUGGAAAACAGCCCUGGUAUGGACUGUCAAAUCAUGAGGUAAUUGAAUACAUCCACAAUGGUAUCUUGCUCGACUGUCCCAAAGCGUGUCCGAAAGAGGUCUAUAAGGUGAUGUUAGGAUGUUGGCAGAGGCAGCCCCAACAACGUCUUGCGAUUAAAGAAGCGCACGAAGGCAUGUCCAGACUCUCGGACGAAAACCCGCCGUUUCUGGACAUGACCGGCAAGAAUACGUUCGUGUAGAAAUGUUGUCUGCACAUGAAGGAGACAUGAUGUGACCGCCAGCUAUAGGAAAGGACGAAAAUUGUGAAAUUAUUCCAGGUGUCAGAUUGGACCAGAUACAGCCGGUCUAAACCGGUUUAGACCAGUCCAUCAUAGUGACUGAGACCGCAUGGCCAGAUGACACACAGAGUGAAUGCAUCUGACAAGUCAAUGCCGAUGAACCAUGCAUGUCCCUAUAGCCGGCGAUAUAUAAACUUUUAUGAAAUAAGCCCGACAUAACAGUUCGUUCCUUAUUUCCUACACUACAAUUAUUACUGUGUAUAUUUCUCAUAAAACAUGUAAGUAAAUGUAUAUAAUAAUUAUGUAACCAGGUGCUGAACACAAUUCACAAAUUCCUGAACCUGAUUGGUCUAUUUUAACAGUAAGGCAUUGAUGAUCUUAACUAAUACACAGAGAUGAAAACUUCUAUGAAAAUGUUAUUGAGCUGACGUCUUCAUCACAAUGAUUCGGGUUGCGCCAUUUUGGAAGUCAAUGGGAGUCAAUGUCCCUCUGUGUGUUAGACUACUGUGUAGUGUGAAUGUCAUCCAGCACGGUAUUGACAAAUUUACAUAUAAUGACUCUCCAAAAUGGUUAGCAUGGCACAAAGUCUGGCGUGUUUAUGGGGCAACAACUGCACGCUACAAAGUCCCACAAAACCAUGAAGCCACCGGUAGUUCACAACACGAAGUUUUAUAAAAAGCUCAAGACUGGAGGAAAUAAACUGUUGACAUCCCCAAAAUUGUGAGCUCGAAACAUUUGCUACGAGUGACGUCAUCAGACGUGCUUGUGGGUCAGCUACUGUACGCUACAAAGUCCCACAAAACCACGAAGCCGCCAGUAGUUCAGAUUGGAGUAAAUAGCCCAUGUUGGUUUGAAAACGGUCUCCCAGACUUCCCAAAAUGGUGAGUUUGACACCGUCGCUACGAAUGACGUCAGGCGGGCUGGGGGUCAACUGCACGCUACAAAGUCCCACAAAACCAUGUUGCCGCCAGUAGUUCAUAAAAAAUGGAGUAAACAGCCCCUGUUGGUUGUAAACAUUAUUACACAUGAGAGUGGCUAGUGGGCAUAACAAUAAUUGAGUAAAGUAACAUUCCAUUCUACUGGCCUAUUAUAACAUAAUACUUAUAUAAUGUCGUUAUGUGUGAAUCUGGUGAGGUGUCGCGAACACUGUGAGUUGCGCCGACAUAUUUUUCAUGAAACUGAAAGGUUGAAGCGAAUUGUAAAUACUGUGAACAGAAAAAAAAGCGUUUCUUUGAGACCGUCCCGUAUAUUAUGUGUUUUGUUUAUGACACAGAUGUGAUAAAAUAACUGUCUUUCCUAUUUGUACAAAAAUCAAAAACAAAAGCACACAAAUACCAGAUUACCUUAGAUUGUUGUGACGUUUGGAAAGCAUGCAUGCACACAAUAUUGUGUAAAGUUGUUUGCCAUUGCGUCGGAUUGGGGGGGGGCAUAAUUUGUCAACUUAGAUGUACACUUGUAGCUGUAUACAUAGGGCGUCCACGUUAACCUGUUGAUAAUAAACAAUUACUAUUUCCUCAGUAUUUACACCUGUAGUAAUUUCUUCAUAGUCAUCAACGCUUGCUCCAUUUUGUCUGUGAAUGCUAUACAACCACAGCUGUUAAGGCGGUACAUUGUACCUAAAUUCUUUAACUCAAAAACUUCCAUAAAAUGUAUUCUUUGCAAUGAUGCAAAGGCCUCGCUCGCGAUGUCGAGACCUUGAAAUUGUAUAAAGCGUGUGUAUAUAUUGUUGUAAACAGAAACUAAGGUAUAUUAUUUUGUAUACAAUUUUUAUGUUUUGUUCUUUGCUGGGACCAAGGCUAUUUGUUUCUCUUAAUUUGGCGUAUUAUGCGUAUAUGCUGGUUGUACCUAGCUGGUCCGGUACAGAGACCGUGUAUGUCUAGGAACUUCCUUGCUGUUCAUAGUAGAUGAAACAACACGUGUAUUCGUAGCCUGAAAAGUUAGGAUCAAAAUUUGGUUUGUCUCCAAGACCAGUUUUAUGAACUCUCUUACUAAGAACAUGUGGCGUUGAUUUUAUGACAACUUCCGGAUCAUGUUUGACCCGGAUUCCGGAUCCCUUUGGGCCUGACCCUUUUCGGAGUCAUCAUGACCCGAAAUCAGUCAACAUGACGUAGACAUGAGUCAAACUGACUCUAAAAUGAGUCAAACUGACACAGACACUCUGAAGCGGGAGUUUUUUUAGUGUAACAAUGUGUUACUGCUGUUCGGGCAAACUUUUACAGUGAACCAGUCGUAAAGAAGAUGUCCAUAUCUCACCAUGAUAAGUGAUAACCGGUAACCUCAUUCGCCACUCACCUGUUUCACCGAAUUACAAACAAUUAAACCUGCUACCUCUUUGUUCAAAAUCAGAAUUGCAUUUAAGUGUCGUAAAAAAAAA
Molecule: messenger RNA, 4930 nt
Organism: Asterias rubens (European starfish)
Lineage: Eukaryota; Metazoa; Echinodermata; Asteroidea; Forcipulatida; Asteriidae
Product: NT-3 growth factor receptor-like
Exons: 14
Coding region: 1-2517 (838 amino acids)
Biological process (GO): protein phosphorylation; cellular response to nerve growth factor stimulus; multicellular organism development
Cellular component (GO): plasma membrane; signaling receptor complex; axon
Molecular function (GO): transmembrane receptor protein tyrosine kinase activity; ATP binding; neurotrophin binding
Source: RefSeq, a predicted model, not a curated record